Messenger RNA from Cryptococcus deneoformans JEC21, 847 nucleotides. RefSeq names its product GTPase inhibitor, putative. The record is from RefSeq and is a predicted model, not a curated record. The transcript has 4 exons. Bases 114 to 791 code for a protein of 225 amino acids. NCBI's taxonomy places the organism in Eukaryota, Fungi, Basidiomycota, Tremellomycetes, Tremellales, Cryptococcaceae. Gene Ontology annotation, cellular component: cytoplasm.
AACGAAUUCGACCUCUUUGUUCUUCGUCUCCACAUAUUUCAUCCUCCACAGCCCAUAGAUCGGCAUCGCCGCUGCAUAAUCACAAGGAAUAGAGGUAUUAGAAUCCAAAAACUAUGUCAAGAUCACCAUCUCCAACCCUCUCCGACUCGGCCCUCCUGGACUCGCUCGAAGAUUCAUUUGACUUCUCUGCCCACCGGGAGGCGCGAAUGGAAGCUCUGUCAAGACAAAUCAAACAGGUGAAAGACUUGAGAGAGAGUGAAUAUGGAAGGGUGGUGGAAUUCAAUGAAGAGAAAGCGCUUAUUGAGCGUAUGGCUAAAGAAAAGUAUUGCGUUUUACAUUUUGUUCAUCCUAAUUUUCAGCGCUGUGAUAUAAUGGAUCGUCAUCUGUCCCAACUCGCUCCAAAACACAAACACACCCUUUUCCUUCGGGCAAACGUGGAUAAUGUCCCGUUCUUGGUGACCAAGAUGGCAAUCAAGGUUCUACCUUGCGUGAUGUCGUACGUUGAUGGGAGGGCCGUUGAUCGGUUGAUUGGUUUUGAAGAGCUCGGCCAAACAGACAACUUCACUACCAAAGCCCUCGAAUUCCGGCUCUCACAAACAGGUGUUCUCCCAACAGAUCUAACAUUGGCGACCAACGUGUCUUCUUCGCUCCUCACUCAAAAACAGCAGGGAUCUCGGUCGGAUUUUGAAGAGGAGGAUUCGGAAGAGGAAAAGGAUAGGAGAAGAGGAAAAAGUGGGAUACGGGGCGGGUUUAGGAAUAAGAGGGGAGACGAGAGUGAUGAUGACUGGUAGAUGUAUUUAUAUUUUCUUGGGACUGCAGGCACGAUGCAAGUUGUAUACAACAUUGA